Molecule: messenger RNA, 1253 nt
Organism: Panicum hallii
Lineage: Eukaryota; Viridiplantae; Streptophyta; Magnoliopsida; Poales; Poaceae
Exons: 1
Coding region: 253-558 (101 amino acids)
Source: RefSeq, a predicted model, not a curated record
GAGAUUCCGACGAUCCGCGUGUACCAUUUUGUCCUGGGCCCGUGCGCGCGCGGUGCCAGCAAGCACCGCGUCCUUUCUCCAGUUUCCGCGCGCUUCGUUUCCCUUCCCGCCAUGGUUUCCCUCCACUGCUCACCUCUUCCCCGCCCUCAUUAAAAUCUCCACUCGCCCCCACCAAUCUCCCCCAAGCAAUCCCACAGCUUCGUCGCCGCUCGCGCCGCCCCUUCCCAUCGCCUUCGCCUCCUCCGUCCGGCCAUGGACCGCCGCCUCCGCGCCACCCCGCGCGCCGCCGAGUGCAGCACCCACCACCAGUUCCUUCGCCCCGGCGCGCUCGCGCGGCUCCGGGACUCCAGGAUCGUGGCCCGCUCGCUCUGGUCGUCGGCGUGCCUCCUGCUCCCGCGGCCCGCCCCUCCGUCCCCCGCGCCGCGUGCCGCCGUCGCCGCGGCGGAGCAGGCCGGCGCGCCGCGCUUCCUGGGGACGGCCGGCUCGGGGAGGUACCCGCUCCGGAGGAGGGUCGCCGCGGCCAGGGGCGUGGCGUUCUUGCCGCCGCCAUCGCCGUAGCCGGGCACGGAGGCGUCGUUGGGCGCGCUCGCGCCGUCGCCGGAUCCCGCCGCCUGGCGCUGGGAUUAGUUCAGAACGUGUGCCUAGAGCUCUAGAUUUGUGCUUAGUUCAGUAUGAUCUGUGCAGAUGAUUCGCAGUUUCUAUGCUUACUUUUAGUUUCGACUUGAGGAGCAAUAAUUACUUCAGAUUUUUCUUGUUCCGAUACAAUUUUGGACGGUAGAGUAGAGCCAAGUACUCUUCACCUUGUUUGCAAGCUGCAAUGCAGAUGCAGAUGCUAAUUGCUCUGCUAUCCUGCAGAACAACCGAGUCCAACUAAAUUGUGACUGCUUCGAAGCAGAACAGGAUGCACAGCUUGUAGCUUGUCCUGUGCAUGUUCUUGAUCUGAUUGGAAACCAAACCUGAUGGCGAUGGCAAAAACUGCACGAAUUGAGCAUUGGGAUGUUAGGAUUCUGCGCCUAGUCAGGCGAUGAAGCGGGCGCCUAUCCGUCAGUAUUACCAAUAUGAUUGGCGUUGGCCAUUGCCAUAGGCCAUAGUCACAGCCCUGCCGCUUGAUUGAGCAACUGCACACGUAUUGUCCCCUUGGUCUAAGCUGAUCAUAUAUGCACAUAUCAAGUAAUUGCAUAUGCGUACGCACCAAUGCACCACGAUCCCAACAAUCUUUCUGUAACGAUCGAGUGAUCGACGAUUGUCUCGCA